AUGUUGCCAAACUGGGUCCGUGGUGGCUCCACUACUCCGCGCAGCUCCAAAUCGCCCAAGUCGCCAACAAAACAACGAGUGAAGGAUUAUAUCGAGCAGAUUUGCAUGUCGGAGGAGAAUGUGUACGACAUGGCCGUCACCCAGGAGUUUGUCAACUUCAUCAAUGAAAAUGGUGGCAACGUGCCUGCCGAAGUUGCCCACCAGCUUAUCAAGCGCGUUACGCCUACGCGCUACCAACACAGCCUGCGUGCCUCCAAGAUCCUCGACGUGCUGGUGCAAAAGUGUGGCUACCCGAUGCAUUACCAGGUGGCCACUGUCCCCUUUUUGCGUGCGAUGACCGACUUUGACUUUUACCAAGGCCAGAUUGUGAAGAACAGUGUGUUGAACUACAACAUGUUCCUCCUGCAUAUGUGGUAUAACACUUGGGCAGACAACCCGCGCGUGCGCGACGACUUUGUCAACGUCAAGUCGUUCCACGACGCUGUUCAGGCCCGUGGCAUCCGCUUUCCUCCGGAAGACCCCGCUACGGUGGCGAAACUCAACGCAAUGUACAAUGUACAAACUCCUCAGGAGGAGGCGAAGCUGGAACGCUUAAUCAAGAAGGUCAAAUUCAACAGCUUCCUUUCCAAAGGCGACAAGCACGAUAUGCACUUGGCGCAAAAGCUUAUUGAAGAGCUUUUGGCGGAGCGUGAUGCAUAA
Molecule: messenger RNA, 699 nt
Organism: Malassezia vespertilionis
Lineage: Eukaryota; Fungi; Basidiomycota; Malasseziomycetes; Malasseziales; Malasseziaceae
Product: ARF-binding protein
Exons: 1
Coding region: 1-699 (232 amino acids)
Biological process (GO): Golgi to endosome transport; Golgi to vacuole transport; protein transport to vacuole involved in ubiquitin-dependent protein catabolic process via the multivesicular body sorting pathway
Cellular component (GO): trans-Golgi network
Molecular function (GO): phosphatidylinositol binding; ubiquitin binding
Source: RefSeq, a predicted model, not a curated record